Messenger RNA from Anoplopoma fimbria (sablefish), 2514 nucleotides. RefSeq names its product potassium voltage-gated channel, KQT-like subfamily, member 3 (gene kcnq3). Bases 1 to 2514 code for a protein of 837 amino acids. Gene Ontology annotation, cellular component: membrane. Gene Ontology annotation, molecular function: voltage-gated potassium channel activity. The record is from RefSeq and is a predicted model, not a curated record. Gene Ontology annotation, biological process: potassium ion transport; transmembrane transport. NCBI's taxonomy places the organism in Eukaryota, Metazoa, Chordata, Actinopteri, Perciformes, Anoplopomatidae. The transcript has 15 exons.
AUGGGACUCCGGUCCAGGACCGUCGCUAGCGGCUCUGAGGAGCAGAAGAGGAGCGCUCCUCCCGGGGACCUUCUGGAGCAAUGCGCCGGAGGAGCCGACAGGGACGGCACGCUGCUGCUGGUGGGCCCGGGCAGGGACGACUACAAGCGGGGCUCGCAGGGCAUCGGCAUCGGGCUGCUGGCCAAGACCCCCCUGAACUACACCCGGCCGGCCAAGAGGAAUAACAUCCGCAGGAGGAGGAUCCAGAACCUGCUGUACGACGCGCUGGAGAGGCCGAGAGGAUGGGCGCUGCUCUACCACGCGUUUGUGUUUCUGAUCGUUCUGGGAUGUUUGAUUCUGGCCAUUCUGACGACAUUCAGGGAACACGAGAAUGUGUCUGCUUACUGGCUGGUCAUACUGGAAACCUUCGCCAUCUUCAUCUUCGGAGCAGAGUUUGCUCUGAGGGUCUGGGCGGCCGGAUGCUGCUGCCGCUACAAAGGAUGGAGGGGGAGGCUGAAGUUCGCUCGCAAACCUCUGUGUAUUCUAGACAUCUUUGUGCUGAUUGCCUCGGUGCCGGUGGUGGCGGUGCGUAACCAGGGCAACGUGUUGGCCACGUCGCUGCGCAGCCUGCGCUUCCUGCAGAUCCUGCGGAUGCUGCGCAUGGACCGGAGGGGAGGGACCUGGAAACUGCUGGGGUCGGCCAUCUACGCUCACAGCAAGGAGCUGAUCACAGCCUGGUACAUCGGCUUCCUGUCCCUGAUCCUGGCCUCGUUCCUGGUCUACCUGGUGGAGAAGGACGACAUCUCCAUGGAGGUGUCCAGCCUGGACAACCCCACCGCUCAGCCCAAACCGCAGGACUUCGACACCUACGCCGACGCACUAUGGUGGGGUCUGAUCACGCUGACCACCAUCGGUUAUGGGGACAAGACCCCAAAGACCUGGGCUGGGAGGCUGUUAGCCGGCACUUUUGCUCUGAUCGGAGUGUCCUUCUUCGCUUUGCCUGCAGGGAUUCUGGGUUCAGGCUUGGCUCUGAAGGUCCAGGAGCAGCACAGACAGAAGCACUUUGAGAAGCGGAGACAUCCAGCCGCCGGGCUCAUCCAGUCUGCCUGGCGAUAUUAUUCCACCAAUCCAAUCAGGGACGACCUUAUUGCCACGUGGAGAUUUUAUGAAACCAUCAUCUCCCUCCCCUGUUUCAGGAAGGAUCACUUGGAGGCCAUCGCGAGCCAAAAACUGAGUUUACUUGAGCGAGUUCGCCUUCCCAACGCGCGACCAUCGGUUGGGUCGGGCAGGAGGCUCACUGGUCACACCGACUCCAUCGAGGAAAGUCCCUCCAAGGAGCCCAAACCUGCCGGCUUCAGUAACCGGGAGCGCUUCCGCACCGCCUUCCGCAUGAAGGCCUACACACUCCGCCAGAGCUCUGAAGAUGGCGGAGGCCUGGCAGAACCAGCAUUAGAGGAGCGGGGCUUCCCCCCAGACAUCCUCAUGGAGGAGAUGAUCCCCACACUGAAAUUGGUCAUCAGGGCAGUCAGGAUCAUGCAAUUCCUCUUGAACAAGAAGCGGUUUAAGGAAACUCUGAGGCCUUACGAUGUCAAAGACGUGAUCGAGCAGUACUCUGCUGGACACCUGGACAUGCUCUGUCGAAUCAAAUACCUCCAGACAAGGAUCGACAUGAUUCUCGCCCCUGGACCCCCCCUCACCCCCAAACAAAAGAAAACUCCAAAAGCGCCCUUUACCUACCCGCCCAAUCAGUCGCCCAGGCAUGAGUCCUACCUAUCCAAAGCCGCUACCAUGCCAGAUCCCGAAGACCUAAGCAUGAUGGGUAGAUUUGUCCGGGUGGAGCGACAGGUGGAGGACAUGGAGAAGAAGCUGGACUUCCUGGUGGACAUGCACAUCCAGCACACUGAGCACCUGCAGGUGGACUCCGCCGGCGCCGCCCACAUGACCCUGGAGACCUGCGACCCGACGGCGAACGGUGAGAUCCGGCGGGUUUUCUUCAACUACGCCGAGGCGUUCCCGCACAUGUCCUACCAGAUGCCUUCCAGCAAGGGGAAUCAGUACUGUGUCAGAGGAAGAGGAGGCGUGGAGGGGACCGGCGGACGACACGUACCUCCGAACCAUCAACCCCCGCCGUCGCACCUCCAACAACGCCACCCUCCGGCUGCAAUCCCCACCUACGCCGAGCGUCCCACAGUGUUGCCCAUCAGCUCCCUGCAGGACUUGUCGGCGGGGCCGGGCAGGACCACAGGGGGGCGCGGGGGCGACUCGCCACUCUCCAUGAUGUCGGUGAACCACGAGGAGCUGGAGCGCUCGCUGAGCGGGUUCAGCAUCUCUGGGGAGCGGGAGGAAGUGGGGGAUUUGUCGACGGGGGCCGGGGUGGCAACCGGAGACGCCGGCUGGACGAGACCCAGACCGAGCUACCUGGCGGAGGGGGAGACGGACACGGACACGGACCCCUUUACGCCCAGCGGGGGGCCCCUGCCUCUCUCGUCCACGGGGGAGGGAUUUGGUGACGCUGUGUGGAACACGCCACCCUGA